This is a messenger RNA of Nannizzia gypsea CBS 118893, 2028 nucleotides long. Its product is annotated as leucine Rich Repeat domain-containing protein. Gene Ontology annotation, cellular component: SCF ubiquitin ligase complex. The record is from RefSeq and is a predicted model, not a curated record. The transcript has 2 exons. NCBI's taxonomy places the organism in Eukaryota, Fungi, Ascomycota, Eurotiomycetes, Onygenales, Arthrodermataceae. Bases 1 to 2028 code for a protein of 675 amino acids. Gene Ontology annotation, biological process: SCF-dependent proteasomal ubiquitin-dependent protein catabolic process. Gene Ontology annotation, molecular function: protein binding.
AUGACUCCCUCUGACCUCACCCAUCAGCCCAGCCCCCAUCCUCCACCGCUGCUCGCCUCUGCCUUUGACCAGAGUAAUGACAUUGAUCUCCCCGAUGCCGAUGACGUGGAAGAUCUCAAGAUAGCCGCUCACAAGAGGCAGGACUCCUUCAGCAGCUCUCAGGCUCGUUCUCACUCUCGAUCCAGCAGCAUUGGAGGCGCCUCCUUUGGUUCCAUCGAGGAAGAUAACACCGGAAUCGCUCAGUCCUUUGUUGAUACCAAGGAAAGCAACUCUUCCGGUGACAAGACUCAUGCCGCUGACUGUUCAGCUAGCAAGGCUAAGGAACUCAAGGCUCCCAUACCCGAUUUCUGCUGCCCCUGCGGAACUUUCCGAGGAUGGAAGCAGAUUCGUCUUGGUGGGAGAAAGCUGAGCAGAAGCUACAGUGACCUUCGUUUACUUGGAGGAACCCAGGCCAGAGGAUGGGCAUGGGAAGAAGAAAUCCCCGAUCCAGCGCCACUAAAGGCACAACAACAGCAAUACCAUGAAGAGGAGGAUGAGGAGGAGGAGGAAGAAGGAGAAACGCUAGAACUGUGCCGUCCUACCCCUAGAGUGACCAAGAGGGCCUGCCUGGAGAGGCUGCCAGUCGAGAUACUGGACGAGAUCAUAUCACAUUUGGCUCUGGAUAUCCCACCAAACGGGUAUACUCCUCGCAAUGUCGACUUGAUAUCCUGUCUGCUGACUUGCCGAACGCUGCACUCGGCCACACUUGGGGUGCUUUACAGACACAUCACCAUUCCUCACUCCAUCAUCUUCUCCAAGGCCCUCAACCAUAUUCGCCAGUAUCCCUCUCUAGGCACUAUUGUCAGGCGUCUGGACUUUUCACACUUUACUUCCGUCGGCCUCGGACGUACUCAGCAGAUGAACGUCGAAAUCCAAAAUCUCACUGCAAAGACUCUGCUUCAGUGUCUCGACCUGCUGCCAAAUCUUAAGGAGCUACUUCUCCAGGAACACGUCGAAGAUGACGUAGACGGUGAUGUUGUACGCAAGAUCUUCAUCAGCAAGACUCUUCUCCGAGCAGUAGACUUCUGUGGCUGUUCUUCUGCCAAAUUCUCCUCUGGGUUCCUCAGUGCAGUCACCCAGGAGCCCAAAUUUCCCAGUAUCCUUCCAAAUAUCCGUCGUCUAUCCCUUCAUGAGUGUACCGGACUGCCUGACGAGGCUUUCCAGUCUCUUCUCCCCCGUCUUACCAACCUCACCCAUCUCGACGUUGCUCAUACCCAAAUCAGCAACAGCACUCUCUUCCUGAUCCCAUACACUGCUCGGAUCACCCACCUCAACAUUUCACGAUGCACCAAACUCACCGGCCCAGAGGUGGUCCGGUUCCUCUCCACCCAUCCAGCAGUAACCUCAUCUUUGGUCUACCUCAACCUCAUGGUAGACGCCUCUCGCCAUCGUAUCCUCGAGGAGGCAGAUGUACCAAACCUCCUACCACACCUGAAAUCCACCCUCCGCUCUCUUAACCUAGGAGGAGCCCGUAUCUCCUCUGCCCACAUGCCUGACCUUCUCAGGCUCUCUAAACAUGUCGAGGAAUUAGGCCUUUCCUCUGCAGAUCUCACCCUCGAAGAUAUAAACUCCUUCUUUGCCCCUCCUUCAUCUUCGUCAGCUACCGCAACUCCCUGGGAGCCUUCACACCUCCGCUAUCUCGACCUCACUCGCAACCCUUACCUUACCCAAGCUGCCCUCUUCAACUCCAAGUCUUGUCUGCUGGUGACUCCUCAAAGCUACCCAUUACUUGUGAUCGAAAUGAGCGAGCGUCUCAUUGCCCCGCUGCGUGCUCGUAGCAAGUCCAGCAACAACCGUAGCGGCUGGGUUGUUCGUGAACUCGGCAGGCGAGGCUGGUAUGUCCGUGAACCCAGCGGUGAUCCCUCCAUGCCAGUUGAUGACGGCCAAAGGAGCUGGAAGAUGGGUGCACAUUGGUGGGGAACUCGCAAGAUCCCUGUCUCUGUAGGUGAUGUCGGCGGCAUCUAUGGACAUUACAUGUUCAAGAAAUAA